This is a messenger RNA of Trachemys scripta elegans, 930 nucleotides long. RefSeq lists its product as uncharacterized. The record is from RefSeq and is a predicted model, not a curated record. The transcript has 8 exons. Gene Ontology annotation, cellular component: extracellular region. Gene Ontology annotation, biological process: defense response. NCBI's taxonomy places the organism in Eukaryota, Metazoa, Chordata, Testudines, Emydidae. Bases 37 to 930 code for a protein of 297 amino acids.
CACUCCCACCUUACCUUGAAACAAAGAGGACCAAGGAUGGCGAACUGCUGGGCGGUCCUGCUGCUGGUGGUCACCGCAGCCACCGCGGUCCCCGUGAAGACCCCUGAGCCCUACGAGAAGGCCAUUGCCCGAGCCAUCGACUUUUACAACCAAGGACCAACAGUGAAAUACGCCUUCCGCCUUCUUACAUCCAGCCCUCCGCCUGAAGUGGCCCAGGUCGCCAUAUCGAAUACUCUUCAGCUGAACUUCACCAUCAUGGAGACCACGUGCCAAGUGUCAGACCAAGUCCGUGUGGAGCAAUGCGCCUUCAAAGAGAAUGGGCUGGUCAGAGACUGCUCAGGACACUUCUCCACCCAGGAAGUAUGCCCUGUCGUCGCGAUCACCUGUGAUGUCGCCCCUCCGCAGCCCGUUCGCGUCACCAGGUGGUGGCCCCUUUUGCGCAUAGGCGCAAAAAUCCUCGCUGUACAGCAUCACCGCACCUGCUUGCCUGAGGCCAGCAGCGCCGUCCAGCACAGGCUCGGACACCGCUACCAAAUCAGCACGCUGCAGGGGACGGCUCUCCGCCUCACCACCGAUCCCAGGAGCCUCCCAGCACCCACGCAGUCUAGUUCCAAACACGUUUUAAUUUCUUCUCAGGCCGCGACCAAUGAAGCCCUCCACCUGCUGGAGUUUACAGUGAAAGAGACCGAGUGCCCCGUGUCUGAGAACCUGCUCCUCGAUCAAUGCGACUUCAGGGAUAACGGGGUGGUGAGAAAGUGCUCAGGAACCGUCUCCACUGAGCUGCAGGCCCCCUGGGUUCUGCUCACCUGCCACCCGGUGGCUCAGGAGGCGAGCUUUCAUUCGGCUGAUGUGGGGCGGACUUGGGCUGGGUCAGAGAGUCCCUGUGCCCUCCCUGCUGCUGCUGACACGCCCCAUACGUUGCAGGAUUGA